AUGCCUCGAAUAUACCUUUUCACGAAACUAGCCAUCUUCGGGUUUCUAGCAGCGGCUCUGUUUCUUGCCUUACAUCACGUCAACAAGCUCCAUGAGGAGUCUAGUCGCCGUGAAGAGGAGAAGGUCGAGACUUACAAUCUUCAAAGCACCUCGGCGGAACAUCGAUGCUUGUACAACUCGGGCCCUGCAUCUACCCCGAUACCAAAAAUCGUCCACCUCAUAUGGCUUGAAAAUGCCGAGAUCAAUUUCAUGGCCUACCUGACUAUUCGAUCUGCGUUAGUUUCCAUUCAGCCCGAUAUCAUCAACCUUCACUAUACUGUUCUCAAUCAUAAGAAUGAGUGGCUCAAAAAACUGCGUGACAAUAUAACCCUAGUGCAACAUGAUUUGGCGCAAGAGUAUAGUCGGCAAAUGGAUGAAAAAUGGAAAAUUACCCAUAUUUCGGAUCUUCUCCGAUUAGACGUCAUCAAUAGGGAGGGAGGGAUUUAUGUCGACAUGGAUGUGAUCUUGCUUCGGCAUUUCGACAAUUUGUUACAGUCGCCGAAGGAUCUGAUUCUCGGAAAUGAAGGUGGCGAUCGGCACGGUCUGUGUAAUGCGAUCAUCCUAGGGCGUCCUGGAUCAUCUUUCGUACAGCGGUGGCGUGAGAGUUACCGCACAUUCUCUCGACACGAAUGGAACUAUCAUUCAGUGACCUUGCCUAAAGAGCUAUCUACUCAGUACACCGACGAGAUCUGUUCGCUGUCUCCUGCCGUUUUCUUUUGGCCAUCGUGGACCAAACGACAUAUUGAAUAUAUGCAUAAGCCGAUCUCGGACAACGAAACAAGGGAAUUCGAAACGACAAUUGCGGACAACCGAGGAGCGAUCUUCCCAACACAACUUGCAUAUCACGCUUGGAGUCAGGUUGCUGCAAAAUAUCUGAGAAAUCUGAGUAUUGAGAGGGUGAUGAGUGAAAACACUCGGUUUAAUAUUUUGGUUCGACGUUUCCUGGAGUAG
Messenger RNA from Penicillium macrosclerotiorum, 990 nucleotides. Its product is annotated as glycosyltransferase family 32 protein. The transcript has a single exon. Lineage: Eukaryota; Fungi; Ascomycota; Eurotiomycetes; Eurotiales; Aspergillaceae. The record is from RefSeq and is a predicted model, not a curated record. Bases 1 to 990 code for a protein of 329 amino acids.